AUGGAAACUACUGCUGCUAUGGAUCAAAACCCCAGAGCAGUUGUUCCGAGGAGAAAGAGGAAGAACUUCUGGCGAGAGAGGAACGUGGGUCCUAGGUUGAGGUCGUCACAGCCGAGAUUGGCUGAGAAUCAAGCUUCAAACUUUGCAUCAGCUAGUAACUGGGGUGGUACUGAAGUUCCUUCUUCUUCAAGACCUGGCAGGAAAAACAGAAGCCGAAGAAGGAAGGUGGGAAGACUGAGGCCCAGUCUUGGCCAUGGUGUUCAAGCUUCUAGCUUUGCCAAUGGCAAGGGUUCUGUGAUUCCUUUUCCUGGAAGUCCUGAUGAGCAAAAAGGGUCUGAGGUUACUACUCUUAUGAUUAAGAAUAUCCCUUGUAAGCUUAGAAGAAGCGAUUUGCUGCUCAAGUUGAAAGAGCAUUGCCAAGAGGAGAACAAAAAGGCUGAUUCUUUGCAAAAAUCGGAGAUCAAUUUCUUCUAUUUACCACUGGAUUUCAAAAAAUUUUGGGAAAAGAAAACUAUUGCAAAUCUUGGGUAUGCGUUUGUGAACUUCACCACUGCUGUUGGAGCCCUGAGGUUCUAUGCGAGAUACGACAAGUCUAUGUGGAAGGAGGUCACUCAGAGCACCAAAGUCUGCGAGAUAACUUGCGCCAAGAUCCAGGGUUUCGACGCAUUGAGGAAAACGUUUAGUGGCAGGAGAUACCAUGGUCUCACAAAUGAGUUUUUGCCUGUGAUCUUGGCUCCUGCUUGUGAUGGAGUGAGGGAGUCCAACCACAUAACUGUAGGACGACUUCUGGAUGCACCAGAGAUUGAAGACUGA
Messenger RNA from Fragaria vesca subsp. vesca, 813 nucleotides. RefSeq names its product protein MEI2-like 6-like. The record is from RefSeq and is a predicted model, not a curated record. The coding region runs from base 1 to 813 and encodes 270 amino acids. The transcript has 4 exons. Lineage: Eukaryota; Viridiplantae; Streptophyta; Magnoliopsida; Rosales; Rosaceae.